AGCAAUUUUUUUUCCCCCCUCGAAAAAAUCUGGAAACGAUGCCGUUCGUCGCGACGUCACGGGGACCAGCCAGUUGACGAAGAUCGGUAAGAGUUCGAUGGCCAUUGUUUCCGUUCGCCGGCGCGCAAUUUUGUCCAGUUCGACGUCCCUCCAUCUUCUUCGACGUAAGAUAAACACAGCUGUUUCGACGCGAUAGUUACGCGUCUCUAUUUCUAUCACGAGUGAUCUAUAUUUCUAUCACGAGUGAUCGGUGAAACGAGGUAACGUUCAGCGCGAUCGAGGAUGCGCGAUUUAGUAGUCGAAUUGUCAUAAUCAGUGCCACGCGUGAAACUUGUGUCGAUAAGGAGAUGUGACUGCAGGUACAACGUUCAGGUGAGCAGCAUGCGACUAGCGCCGUUGCUGGUAACCCGCGGUCCGGUGCUGGUGUGGAUGCUGCUGGUACCCUGUCAGGCUUUUACCUUCGAGGAUGGACCGGCCGGCGACAAACCUGAGGGACGCGAUAACCAAGUUCCCCCGCUCCAGGGGCAGGUGCCAUUUAACGGAACUCGACAGGGCAAAGGUAUCUUCGAUUGGAUCGGGCUUGGAACGGGACGAAACGUGGAUCCCUACAUGGCGAAGACGAACAAAGGCUGCUUGAACGGGGAUUUAGCCGAGUGCUUCAAGUCCCAGGCGUUGAGUUACUUUACCGACUUCUUCGACCAGCCCCGGUACGACCUGAACGACUACGUCAAGGUCGUGAGGAUGUCCAGGGACGUGGUGAAGGAAGUUGGUCGUCAGCCGUACGAGUACUCCAACGAACCAAGGUCUAGCGACUCCGAGUGGGAUCAACUCGUGAAGUUCGCCAUGAGAAAGGCGGAGAAGUUCGUGAAGACUGUGGCCAUUGAGCUGCACAUACCAUCCGAAGAGACUGGAGACAACGAAGUCUACGCUCCUCGGUUCUUGGACGAAAUUGCCGACGAGAUUGACACGCUGGAGAACAAAAAGGACACUCUCUUCUCUCGACACCAGCUGAAGAAGCUCCUGAUCCCGAUGCUGAUCGUCCUGAAGCUCUUCAAGUUGAAAUUGCUCCUGUUCCUGCCUCUAAUCCUGGGUCUGGCGUCUUUCAAGAAGUUCCUCGGCUUCUUGGCGAUCGUGAUACCGGGUCUGAUCGGUUUCUUCAAGUUGUACAAGCCGUUGACACAGAAUUACCAUCCCCCGGUGUACACUCAAAGCGGCAUAGGCUAUCCCUACUAUAAGGAUAACGCUAACAGCCACCCCUACGUCGAUCAGAAUGAUCACCACGUUCCUGAGUACGCAGGUGGUUACCACAGGGAACCUGUGUCCUUUGGACAGGACCUCGCUUACCGAGGCUACCAAGACUACCAGUCGUAAGGAUGCCUGAAAGUCGUAAAUUACGCUGUUUAACUCUUAAAAUAUUUUUUCAAAUUAGAGCAAUAUUAUUGGAUCUCGAAGGCAAAGAACAAAACGCAAAAUCGAAGAGUAUGAAAUUUAGGAUAAAUGAAUACUACAGAAUGUCAACAGAGUAUGUUUAAAAUGUAAUUAGAAAGGAAAGAUUGAAUGACAUAACAACGUAAAGAUAAAUAGUCACAUUGCUCAGAUUUGGAGAAGUAUUAGGAGGAGUAAACAUAAGGCAGAAUAAAAAUUCCCACGGCAAAAUCUCUACUAUUUAAGUUUCAAUUGAAUCAGUUGGACAUGGAGAACCUGAUAGUAUUAUAGACCUCUAGGAAGAGAUUUAUUAUUGUUUCCAAGGUCGCUAUUUCUUUUUGUUACCAGAGCUUCUUCCUGUUGUUAGAGGAAUAGGGUUGUCGAUACAUACAUAUUCCACUGCAGGAGCUCCACCUUAAAUCUUAUAGGUUGAUGUCUUGCUGAAGGUGAAUGUACGAAUGUUUCAACAUUUUUGUGAUUGAGACUGAAAGGAUACUUAGAGGGUUGAGAAACCGCUCUAGGUCUAAUCGUGUAUAUCGGUAUGCUCUCUUACGUUCCGCUCCAUCGAAGUGGAAUUAGUAUUCAGCUCUCUGGAAUGUUGUACAAUUGCAGGAUGAUGCCAUUUGUUAAGAGUGUUUCGUUCAGGAAUUAGGUUAUAUAUAUUGCUAGCCAUGUUCUGAUAAGCAAACCUUUGAAGACGCUGUUAAGUUGUAUAUAUUACUUAAUCGUGCCUGUAGAUACUCGCAGAAUCUAUGGAUAGUUAGUUUUACGCGUUUAAGAUUAUUUAUUGCGUUAUCGAACAAAUUGUAUGUAGGUUUAUUCUAUGUAGAUGCUAAGGUCAAUAAAUCCAAGCAAUU
This is a messenger RNA of Hylaeus volcanicus, 2282 nucleotides long. RefSeq lists its product as uncharacterized. NCBI's taxonomy places the organism in Eukaryota, Metazoa, Arthropoda, Insecta, Hymenoptera, Colletidae. Bases 382 to 1371 code for a protein of 329 amino acids. The record is from RefSeq and is a predicted model, not a curated record. The transcript has 4 exons.